Messenger RNA from Cornus florida, 1780 nucleotides. RefSeq lists its product as uncharacterized. The transcript has a single exon. The record is from RefSeq and is a predicted model, not a curated record. Bases 304 to 1527 code for a protein of 407 amino acids. NCBI's taxonomy places the organism in Eukaryota, Viridiplantae, Streptophyta, Magnoliopsida, Cornales, Cornaceae.
GUAGGGGCAUACAAGUACUUACAUAAAACUGCUAGGGGGUGCUGACGUAAUUUCAACCUGUCGCAUUCAUAUCCGGUACAGAGAAUGAAAAGACAGUGGCAUUACCUUCCCCAAAAAAAAAAAAACAAAGACAGUGGCAUUUACGAUAUAACUUCACAAAUCCAAGCCCAUUUAUAACGUCAUCGUUCACCAUCUAUUUUUUGCACACAUCACAACAAACCCAACACCACCCUGAAACUCCCCACUCGUUCCUCAGAACUUUCUCUCUCUCAUCAUCACUCUCGAAGCGUUCUCUCUCCUCACAUGGAAGAAGAAGAGCUCGAAACUCAGUCACGCACCACCAAUGGCGGCACUCACAACCUCCUUCGAAACCCUAACAAUGGCGAAACGUUCACUUCUCAAGAACACAACUGCUUCGACGAUAUCGACAGCGCUUGCUCCACUCCGUACGUCAGCGCGCCGUCCAGCCCCGGCCGUGGGCCGCCCCUCGCCGGCGCCGGAUUCUUCUACAGCGCUCCGGCGAGUCCAAUGCACUUCAUGCUCUCUUCAUCUCCGAACUCGCCGUCUAACGCGUCGGAAGCGUCCGGGUCGGGCUCGUUCGAGUUUGAGUUCUCGGCGAGAUUCGCGUCGAUCGGUCCGGCGUCGGCUGGAUCGAUGAGCUCCGCCGAUGAGUUGUUCUUGAACGGCCAGAUCCGGCCGAUGAAGCUCUCGACGCACCUUCAACGACCACUAGAGCCAUUGCUGGAUCUGGAAGAAGCAGAAAAAGGAGAUUUGGAGACGAAAACUGUAACGAGAGGACGAGAUGUGAUUAUGCGAGACCGAUCUUACCGGAGAAGAAUCAGAUCUCUGUCGCCGUUGCGAAGCGCAGCAUUUCAGUGGCUCAAGAGUGAAGAACAAGAAGACGAAGUUAACGAGACUAAUGAAAUCGAUCGCGGCUUCGAAGAUGUAGAAAUCAAAACGACGCCGUUAGCGAAUCCGGCGUCGAGUGACGAGACAACUCCGUCGUCCUCGUCGGUGCCGUGUUCGAGGUCGUCGUCGGCCGGCCGGAGCUCAAAGCGGUGGAUCUUCUUAAAGGAGUUUCUCUACAGAAGCAAAAGCGAAGGACGAAACAACGGUCACAAGUUCUGGUCAUCGAUAUCAUUCUCACCAGUCAAAGACAAAAAACUCUCAAAUGCUUCUUCUGAUUCAGCAGCUAAAGACAAAACAUCAGCAGCAACAACAUCGUCGGCGAUGGCGGAGUCGUCAUCUUCGCCGGCGCCGGCGGCGAGUGUUGAAACGAAGAAGGCGAGUAAAAGACCUGCGGUGGCCGGAAAAGUGAUGAACGGGGUGGGGAGGCGGAGGAGGGUGCCGUCGCCGUCGGCGCACGAGCUGCAUUACACGGCGAACAGAGCACAGGCGGAGGAGAUGAGGAAGAAAACGUUCUUGCCGUACCGGCAAGGGCUGUUGGGGUGUUUAGGGUUCAGUUCAAAGAGCUAUGGAGCCAUGAAUGGGUUUGCUAGGGCUUUGAACCCAGUGUCUUCAAGGUAAGAAAAGAUUACUGCUACUAAGAUAGAUAUAGAUAUAGAUAUAUUUAUAUAAAUAUAUCUAUGGUGUGUAUAGAUUUUUAUUAGUAUCAUUUUGUUUUUUUUGUUGUGAAUCUUUUGAACUAGUAAGAGCUAUGAUGAUCAAGAUCAACUGUGUAUGUAAUGUUGAUUUGUUCCCCAUUACAUUGAUGAAAUUGUGGGGGCUCUUUUGUUGUUGGAACUUUUAGUUACAUACAUUUCAUGAUCAUGACUUCAUA